This is a messenger RNA of Stylophora pistillata, 1126 nucleotides long. RefSeq lists its product as uncharacterized. NCBI's taxonomy places the organism in Eukaryota, Metazoa, Cnidaria, Anthozoa, Scleractinia, Pocilloporidae. Gene Ontology annotation, molecular function: structural constituent of ribosome. Gene Ontology annotation, biological process: translation. Gene Ontology annotation, cellular component: ribosome. The record is from RefSeq and is a predicted model, not a curated record.
UGCUUGAUUCUUGAAGUGCAUCGAUAGCGGUGAAAUAUGUUUCGUAUCUCUCGUCAAAUUUUAUAAAUCCAGAAUGUAUCUAAGACAUGUGUGAGGUCCAUGGCGAAAAAGAGAGAAUAUACGAAGAAAACUAUAAAAAAAAUGAGAAAGGAAGGCUGGGUUUUUGAUGAUAAAGGUCAGCCUGAGAAAAGACUACCAGACAUCAAAAUCCCUUCCAGGCUGAAUGUUAUUCUGUUGGAUGCGCACGAGAAGCUUGGCGAAGCAGGAAAAAUGAUUUCUGUGAAAGCCGGAUACGCCAGAACUGUUCUGGUACCUGAAGGAUUUGCUAUCUAUGCAACGGAGGAAAACAAGAAACGAUUUCUUAGCAUUGAUGCUGUAGACGACAGCCCGGAAACACCUGUGUGUCCGAGAUUUUUAAAAUUUCUGCAAAACAUUCAGUUGAAAAUUCAACGAAAGGAAGGGAGCGGAUUUUUUGAGGUGAAUGAGCAUCAUAUAGCUUUGGAAUACGAAUCGCAGUUUGAGUUGUUUGUACCAGUACACUGUGUAAAACUUGAAGAACCUAUAACAACAUUUGGAGACUUUGAGGUCAAUAUAGAGGUCAGGGAUAAUGUUCUGGUGCCAAUGAAAAUCUCCGUGGAACGAUGGAGUCCUGAUUUACCAGAUUGGGUUGAGUCAGCCUUGAAAACUGAGAGUGAGAAAGAGGAGAAAGUGCAAGCUAAAGCUGACUGACUGUUAGCUACAGGAAUCGCGAAACACUUUGAAUUCUUAAAGACUGUUCGUAGGCUUUUGAUUUUUUAGACACAAUUCCAGGGAAAGGACUAGGUUAAUGAUCCAUGUUCAAAAGUCUGGGUAUGAGCCAAAACAAAAAUUAUUAAAAGGGGUGCAUUUCUAAAGAAACUGUGGUGCUGUGUCAGUGGGGGAGUAUAACAAAAUAAUUUGGUUUUUAAUUAAACUUGGCCAUCAUAAAGAUUUUUUAAAGCCUUAUAUUAGCCCUUCCAAAAAGUGAAAAGUGCAGGAAACAAAAUGUGAUGAAGGACUAACACUCUAAACAUCUGCUUUAGAAACUUUUUACAAUGGCCAAUUUACAUUUUCAACUCAGACGACAAACAUGAAUUAUCUGACUUUU